Gekko japonicus is the source of this 4514-nucleotide messenger RNA. RefSeq names its product zinc finger protein 608 (gene ZNF608). The coding region runs from base 1 to 4455 and encodes 1484 amino acids. The record is from RefSeq and is a predicted model, not a curated record. The transcript has 9 exons. Gene Ontology annotation, cellular component: nucleus. NCBI's taxonomy places the organism in Eukaryota, Metazoa, Chordata, Lepidosauria, Squamata, Gekkonidae. Gene Ontology annotation, biological process: regulation of transcription by RNA polymerase II.
AUGUCAUUGAACACUUCCACUGCUGGCAAAGGUGUGGAUCCAAACACAGUUGAUACUUAUGACAGUGGUGAUGACUGGGAAAUUGGGGUUGGUAAUUUAAUAAUCGAUUUGGAUGCUGAUUUGGAAAAGGACAGACAAAAAUUUGAGAUGAAUAAUUCUACCAGUUCCAAGGAUUGUGGGGGUCUUGCAUCUAGUGGGGUUAAUACUACCUCAGCCUUAGCUGAUGGCCUAAAAUUUGCGUCUGUUCAGCCCCCUGCUUCUCAGGGGAAUUCUUCACACAAAGAAACUAGCAAAUCAAAAGUGAAAAGGAGUAAAACUUCGAAGGAUGCUAGUAAAUCUCUGCCUUCUGCUGCCUUGUAUGGAAUUCCUGAAAUCAGCAGUGCUGGCAAGAGGCAGGAAGUCCAAGGGCGCUCAGGCGAGGCAUCUGGCAUGAAUUCAGCACUGGGUCAAAGUGUGAACAACAGCCCAAAUGGCAAUAACAACACCAGCAACAAUAACAACAUUAUUGCCUCUUGUGGGAAAAAUAAAGAGGAGAAACCAGGUAAAACCCAGGGCAGCAGAGGCUCCAAGAGGGAUAAAGAUGGAGGGAAAUCCAGGAAAGACAAGCAACUUGACCUCCAGCAGGGACACCCCAGCAACAGCAGCCAAACUUCUCCUGGGCACUUGUAUGGCUUUGGGGCCAAGGGAGGUGGUGCUGGGAGCAACAGUCCUUUCCACUGCACUGCCUCCACUGUGGGGGAUGUGAACAAAGGUGCCCCAGAGUCAGGGUUAAUGGGGAACUCUAUUUUGGGGAAAAAAGAAGAGGAAGAGGAGGACAGCCACAGGCGGAUAAAGAAACUGAAAACAGAAAAGGUCGACCCCCUCUUUACAGUGCCUGCACCACCACCUCCUAUUUCCAGUAGUCUCACACCUCAGAUUCUGCCCUCCUACUUUUCCCCAUCUUCAUCCAACAUUGCAGCCCCAGUUGAACAACUUUUGGUACGGACUCGUUCAGUAGGUGUAAAUACUUGUGAUGUUGGAAUAGUAACAGAACCUGAAUGCCUUGGACCUUGUGAACCUGGGACCAGUGUGAAUUUGGAAGGGAUUGUAUGGCAUGAAACUGAAGAAGGUGUUCUAGUUGUAAAUGUUACAUGGCGAAAUAAAACUUAUGUUGGAACAUUGCUCGAUUGCACUAAGCACGAUUGGGCUCCUCCCAGGUUUUGUGAAUCACCAACAAGUGAUCUGGAAAUGCGAGGGGGUCGGGGCAGAGGAAAACGAGCAAGGUCUGCGGCGGCGGCAGCAGCACCUGGAAAUGAUGUUAGCUUUACCGAGUCUAGGGGACUUCAGAACAAGAACAGAGGUGGUGCAAAUGGAAAAGGGAGGCGGGGCAGCCUUAAUUCAAGUGGCCGCAGGACACCACCAAACUGUUCCCUGGAAGAUGUCAAAGUCAGUCCCUUGUCCACCAAUAAGAGGAAAAGCAAGCCACCAAUGGAGCUAGACUUGAACUCCAGUUCCGAAGACAAUAAAUCUGGAAAGCGUGUUCGUACCAAUUCUAGAAGCACUCCAACCACUCCCCAGGGGAAGCCAGAGACUAUUUUUUUGGACCAAGGCUGUUCUUCUCCUGUUUUGAUUGAUUGCCCCCAUCCUAACUGCAACAAAAAGUAUAAGCACAUUAAUGGGUUGAGAUAUCACCAGGCUCAUGCACAUUUAGACCCAGAAAAUAAACUGGAAUUUGAGCCUGAUAGUGAAGACAAAAUUUCAGAUUGUGAGGAAGCAUUAAGCAAUGUGGCACUUGAAUGCAGUGAGCCAGGCACAAACUUAUCCCAUUUUGAUCAGCUGAAGUCCCCUACGUCUCCUUGCUCUCUCAGUACCCCUGGAACGCCCAAGGGGAGAAGAGAACAGGCUAACCAUGGCAAGAAUUCUGGUAAAAAGAGAGGCUUGAACAGUGAAUUGAACAGCUUACCUGUAAUUUCCAAUAUGACAGUGACUUUGGAGAAUUGCUCAGUAACAGAUGGUGGUUUAGCAGCUGAAAUGCCCAAAUUAGAGGCUGAAGGACUGAUAGACAAGAAAAACCUGGCAGAAAAAGACAAGGGCAAAAAGGCUAGCAACUGCAAAGUGGAUAAAAACCUUUCAAAGCUUAAAACUGCCAGGCCCAUUGCACCAGCUCCAGCUCCAACACCGCCUCAGUUAAUAGCUAUACCCACGGCAGCCUUUACAACCACCACUGCUGGGACAAUACCAGGAUUGCCCUCACUAACGACGACUGUUGUGCAGGCUACACCAAAGAGUCCUCCAUUAAAACCUAUUCAACCAAAGCCCACAAUUAUGGGAGAGCCGAGCACUGUAAACCCAGCUCUCACAUUACUCAAAGACAAAAAGAAAAAGGAGAAGAGAAAGCUGAAGGACAAAGAAAGCAAAGAGAGUGGAAGUCCUAAAAUGGAUUUGAAGCUGGGAAAGUUAGAGGACACAAAGGGGUCUGGGAAAGAGAUUGCUGGACAUUUUUUAAAGGAACACCUCAGCAAGAAUGAAGUGCUAGCUAAUGGACUGUCAGAGUCUCAAGAGAGCAGGAUGGCAAGUAUUAAAGCCGAAGCCGAUAAGGUUUACACUUUCACAGACAAUGCACCCAGCCCUUCAAUAGGGAGUGCCUCCCGAAUAGAAUGCAACACUUUGGUGAAUGGGCAGUCUUCUGUGGCGCCACUACAUGUAUUGACACAGAAUGGGGCGGAGGGUGCAGCUGCUAAAACAAACAGCCCAGCUUACUCUGAUAUCUCUGAUGCUGCAGACGAUGGUGGUUCUGACAGCAGGUCAGAGGGCAUGAGGUCAAAGGCCAGCUCCCCUUCAGAUAUUAUUUCUAAUAAGGAAAGUGUUGUAAAAGGGCAUUCCUCAACCCCAGUACAACCACCCCAAGUAAAAGAGUCUCAUUCACCCUAUUACCAUGGUUACGAUCCUUAUUAUUCUUCAAGUUACAUGCACUCUGGACAGGUCAGCACCCCUGCAGCUGGGAACAGCAAUAAUACACAGGGGAUGAAGAUCAAAAAGGAGGCAGAGGAAGAGGCCGAGAAGAAAGACAAGGCAGAGCCUGCAGAGUCCAAGAAAAGUGAAGCCAGUGCCACUAACUUACAGCCCCAGCACCAGUCAGUAAUAACUCAACGACAUCCUGCACUUGCGCAGUCACUUUACUAUGGCCAGUAUGCUUAUGGGCUUUACAUGGACCAAAAGUCCUUAAUGGCCUCUAACCCUACUUACAGGCAGCAAUAUGAAAAAUAUUAUGAGGACCAGAGAUUGGCUGAACAGAAAAUGGCACAAACUGGAAGAGACUGUGAAAGGAAAAAUGAACUCCCUCUGAAGGACCUAGGAAAAGAUGACAAGCUGAAAAAUAUCCCAUCUGCCACUAUCUCAAAAGCUCCUUCUACUCCAGAAGCCAGUAAAAACAACCCUAAAGUAGGGUCAUCGGUCCCUAAUAAAACUGAGGAUCCAAGCAAAUCACAAAUUCUUUCCAAUCAUCAGCAACAGCUUCAGUCUGACAGCUUCAAAGCAAAGCAAAUGGAAAACCACCAGCUUAUAAAGGAGGCUGUGGAAAUGAAAUCUGUUAUGGAUUCUAUGAAACAGACUGGAGUAGAUCCUACUACAAGGUUUAAACAGGACCCAGAUACAAGAACGUGGCAUCAUUAUGUAUAUCAGCCAAAAUAUCUUGAUCAACAAAAAACAGAGGAACUGGAACGUGAAAAGAAGUUAAAAGAAGAGAGCCCCAGAAAAACACCUAAUAAGGAAGCCUCCUUCUCCAAUCUUCCUGUCUCAUUAAACAGCAUUAAAGAGGAGCCCAAGGAGGUCAAGCGUUCUGAUUCCCAGUCACUAGAGGAGAACAAGAUAAAAAAUGAUGAUCGAAAGACUCCUGUAAAUUGGAAGGAGUCACGGGGUGCCAGAGUGGCUGUCUCCUCUCCAAUGACUCAGCAUCAGUCGUAUAUACAAUACUUGCAUGCUUAUCCUUACCCACAGAUGUAUGAUCCCAAUCAUCCUGCAUACCGUGCUGUGUCUCCUGUCCUCAUGCACAGCUAUCCAGGGGCCUAUCUCUCACCAGGGUUUCAUUAUCCUGUUUAUGGGAAGAUGUCAGGGAGAGAAGAGGUGGAGAAAGUCAACACCAGCCCUAGCAUCAAUGUAAAAUCAACCACUGAAUCAAAAGCACUGGAUUUGUUGCAACAACAUGCCAACCAGUACCGCAGCAAGUCUCCUGCUCCUAUGGAAAAAUCUACAGCUGAGCGUGAGAGGGAAGCAGAAAGGGAGCGUGAUCGGCAUUCCCCUUUUAGCCAGCGGCAUCUUCAUACACAUCACCACACUCAUGUUGGAAUGGGCUACCCACUAAUUCCAGGCCAAUAUGACCCAUUUCAAGGGCUGACCUCUGCUGCCCUUGUUGCCACUCAGCAGGUGGCUGCUCAGGCAUCUGCAUCUGGUAUGUUUCCUGCACAAAGAAGAGAAUGAUGAUUUUGGAAAUGUACAUUCUCAUGUGACCGGAUCACAUGAAAAAGCGCUUUAUUACA